Molecule: messenger RNA, 1126 nt
Organism: Guillardia theta CCMP2712
Lineage: Eukaryota; Cryptophyceae; Pyrenomonadales; Geminigeraceae
Exons: 5
Coding region: 5-1126 (373 amino acids)
Cellular component (GO): membrane; cytoplasm
Source: RefSeq, a predicted model, not a curated record
AAGAAUGGGAAGACAGAGAAGAGGCAGCGUAGAAGCUCACAUCGUCAUCAAGUUGCCUGUGUAUGAGGGUGUCUUCGACCGGAAGAUCGCGCUUCGUUUUUACGUUUUGUCAAGUUCUGACCAAUCAACGGCAUACAACCUUGGAGCCCCUGGCAUAGCCUUUGGAUGUCUUGGACUCUAUCAUGCGCCUUUCAAAGAUCUUUUGCAUUUUCAUUUCGACACUCUACGCCCACCUUUUUGUCGAGGCAAAGCUGCAAGCAAGGAAGCUCAUGGUUUGUCUUUCUCCUUGGCCAAGAACGUUUGUUCAAGGAGGAAGCAUGCUCUCAGCACUUGCAUGCUGGUGGAUCUAUCUUCGCCUCUCGCCAUUGCAGCUCACAGCAUGCAGGGUCUAUCUGGAAUUUUUAAGAUUAGCCCGAUUCAGAUUGAUGCUUUGACUGGAAUGCUUCUGUACGUCCUAGGCAAGAUAACGGCUGAUAGAAUCAAUCAGGAAAAGACGAACAAGAAGGAAAUCCGACGAUGGGGCACUGUUGGAGGUAUUGACGGCUGCCUUGCGCACGUUUGGUACAUUAUCACGGAUCACUUGGCAAGCAUCUGCAUCUUCCAACAAAAAAUCUGGAUUGUACUUGUUCAGGUGUUUUUGACGGAGUUGCUGUACACUCCGUUGUUCGUCAGCAUUUUUCUGCUCGUCUCUGCUCGUUUUGAUGGCAAGUCUCUGCAAGAAUCUCUUGGAAAGGUAAGGACAGGCCUUGUUCCAAUGUGGAGGAUGUCCACCAAGACAUGGAUUCCGAUCAACAUCUUUAUCUUCAGCCUCAUCCCCGUCGAAAGGAGAGUGUUAGUUUCCAUGUUUCUCAACUACGGCUUCGUGGUCACUCUCGCGCUCUGGGACACUGGAUGGUUCACUAAGGCCUGGAAUUGGUGGAAAAAGAACCAAGAUCAGUUCAUCACUUCGUAUGCUCUCUCCGAAGACCCUCCGGCUACCUCAAGAACUGAGACAGAGGGAGGGGCAAGUGGUGAUAUUAGCCGAUACCACUCCAACAAACCCUUCACCCCAGGCGACAGGAGCAUGAUGGUCACAAAGUCAAUGGUUGCAUCGGAAAAUGCUGAGUUGAUGAGAAAUUUACCAUGA